This is a messenger RNA of Owenia fusiformis, 2578 nucleotides long. Lineage: Eukaryota; Metazoa; Annelida; Polychaeta; Sabellida; Oweniidae. The record is from the annotation of a GenBank genome assembly.
AGAAAUUAACGGUAGAUACAAUUCUUGGAUUGAUCAGAUUUAGAAGAGGUGUGAGUGGAGGUGUAACUAGUGAUCCUACUAGCGCAUUACCUGAUUACCUGUAUACAGGCGCAACAGACAACACGACAAACACCAACUUCAAUUUUACAAACACUAUGCGUCCCACCCAAGUACCCGAGCUAUGGCAUUUGACAACACCGAAUAACAACAACACAAGUGUGACGGGUGAUCCUACUAGCUCAUUACCUGAUAACUCGACAGGCGCAACAGACAAUGUUUCAAACAUCAACUUCAACUUUACAAACACUAUGGCAUUAGCAUCGGAGCAUCCUACCCAAGUACCCGAGCUAUGGAAUCUGACAACACCACAUAUCAACAACACAAGCCUGAAUAUAACAACAUUGAUCACCACCGUCAAUUCAACCACUGCCCAAACCACUCCUCCGUUUGUGGAUAUGCCAAAGGAAUACGACGUUCCAGCUUAUGACGCACAAUAUUAUGCGGACUACGAACAAGCCGUCAACUUCACAGUUGCAAUGCACGUGUAUGUACUCUCAGUAAUUGUGCUGUUCGGAAUCGUUGGAAAUGUAUUAUCUCUAAUUGUUAUGAGCAAAGAAAAAACAACAGGACUUUCUGGGUCAGCAUCAACAUUUCUGCUCAUGACUUUAGCUGUGGCAGACACCGCGUUGUUGACGAGUGCGACGCUUUAUUUUACGUUGUUCACAAUAGCAAGAGAAACAAGUUGGGUAACAGUGCCUUUCUUCAACGGGGUAAUGCUAGCGAGUAGGUACCUCUUUCUUGUUACCGCCAUCGCACAGGUAUACAGCAACUGGAUCUUGGUCGUGCUGACAUUCAACAGAUUUGUCGCCGUUGUUCUUCCUCUGAAGGCUCACCUUGUUUGUACUAAGAGGAGGGUCAUUAUCGCCGUGAUUGUCACCUUCAUCCUCGCAUGUGCUCUUAACAUUGUCCGAGUAUGGGAGUACAAAUAUGUAGGCGUACCUAUAAAUCACCCGGAAUUAGGCAAUAUUACUCUAAUUGAUAGACGAAACGAUCUAUUGGGAACCACUGCAUACAAUAUGGGCUACCGAUCAACAACUAACGCAAUAUUGAGAGUUAUCGCCCCAAUCGUUAUACUGUCCAUUCUCAAUAUUAUGCUGGUCUUAGUUGUGAGAAAGGGACAGAAAACGAGAAAAGCAAUGUCAAUCUCGAUGCCAAAAGACCAGUCUGCGAACGCGCCAAAAGAGGAUAACAUCACAUUGCGUAUCGUUUGCGUGGUUGUCGUAUUUAUCCUAUGUCAACUUCCGAGUGUUAUAUUCAGUAUCGUCGACACAAUCGACUACAAUAAUGAGUCCAUAUCCUUCGGCACAUUUACAAUAUGGUACUUUGGGAUUUCAACUAACAUUCUCGCCAUUUUGAAUUCCGCAGUUAACUUCAUCAUAUACUUUGUCACUGGGAGGCGGUUUAGGUCUAUUUUGGUGGCAAUGUUAUGUGGACGAUGCAUGAAAAAACAACCACGGUGCAGGAAUGGUACCAUGAUGUCAUCAUCGUACGACUCGGGACAAGGAAAAACCACAUCGGUUACAACUUUGAGUACAUUAUAAACUUUAUAUCAGACUUAUAUUUUAGAUUGUCCGUAAAUUGUGAAGAAGUAGUGUUUAUGAUUUAUGAAGUGCGUUGAUAUUUUUUCAAAUCAAUUCAUUUCACUUACAACGGUGUAACAAAUUUUAUUAAAGAAAGCACUUAUAGAUCAUAAUUGUAUAUAUGGCGUGGAUGGUUAAACUCAUGUUCGACUUGAACCUCUAAUCUGAACUUAGGAAUAUCUAGAAAGGAACUGUGAUAGAAGCCUGUGGUGAGACGACCUCACGACAUUUUCGUAUUUUAGGAUAAUUAAAUUGAAAUGGAAAAGACCACACACAAGAUCGAAAAAUAUGACUAAAAAUGUUGUCACCUCCCUAUUCCCACCAUAUCUCUGAUUCUAGCCUCAGUACACAAGAUCAUGGCAUCUCGCCCAGGAACGGCAAUAAAGGUACAGUAAAACAUGUAAAGUGAAAUACCUCUGUAAGUGGAACACCGAAGUGGAACACUUUUUAGAGGAACUAAAGCUGAUCAUUGUUAAAGGUUUUACUGUACAUUAGACAAUAUACAUUUUUGUUGUGUCAAGGAUGUACUAAAUAAAAAUAUAUAAAUGUAUUGUAAACAAACAUGUAGUCUAACAUAUACCAGUAGGCCAUUAAAAGCUUUAAAUAAACGUUUAACAUCCAUACUGUCACAAGAUUCGGCCGCUAAACAAGACGUUAAACAUAUACUGAAUCAACUUUGAUUGGCCUUGGCAUAUUCAUACUGGCUGUAUUGACUAGGGAGCAAAUAAUAAUAUUCCGGGUGUUAAUCCACAUGGGAAAAACAGACAGAAAUACUUCUUGUUCAUGUCAUAUUAGCAGUCGGAACAAUAGACCGAUGUUAUCAAUAUUUACAAAAGGUCUCUUAAGAUUUCGUAGGUAUCAUUCAUUUAUUUUAGUAGCACUACUAAUAUCAGUGUUUAGCAUCAUGCUAGCAUUGCAAUGGCACUUAUUCUCAUCUU